Hippocampus comes (tiger tail seahorse) is the source of this 5422-nucleotide messenger RNA. RefSeq names its product armadillo repeat containing 2 (gene armc2). Bases 2440 to 4965 code for a protein of 841 amino acids. The record is from RefSeq and is a predicted model, not a curated record. The transcript is spliced from 16 exons. Lineage: Eukaryota; Metazoa; Chordata; Actinopteri; Syngnathiformes; Syngnathidae. Gene Ontology annotation, molecular function: protein binding. Gene Ontology annotation, biological process: cilium organization; sperm axoneme assembly.
CAGGAACAUUGCAUCCAUCACGAGUAGCGGCGUGUGAGGAUGCGACGCGCAGUAUUGGUGCGAAAAGUGGCAGGGGGUGAGGUGCGACGAAAUGACAGAAAUACAGCGUGUGCAGGGGGAAGUGAGAAAUGCUGCCGUGCGUCAGAAGGUGCCAGGGUGACAUGUUUGAAAAUAACCACGUGAUGUGCCGCUAUCUGCGUGUUCACGUUUGUAUAACGCACCAAAAAGCAAAACAAUCUAUUACCACAGUUUCUCUGGCUUGAGGGCCUCGGCGUGUGACGCAAUGACGUAUGCAAAAUGUCAAUUGGUUACUUGCUGAUGAACAGAAGGCUUCUGGAAGGUGUGCCAUCGUGCCCCCCAGGAGAAUAAAAAAACAAGUUCUCGUUUCAGUUAGUAAAUAUUCUUGCUGGGCACACGUGGGCAUUUAAAAUCGGACUGCUAAUUCACACGCAACUUCUUUAUUGGAAGUGCGGCGUUUCGGCAUCUGAGUCUAGGUGCAGUAUUUUCUCUAAUAUUGGCCCCAACUCAAAUUGAUGCCUUUCAAUUUGCUGUCAAGUCAACAAAUAAAUGCCUCAAUUUGUCUUGCCGUCUUUCGUAAAAUAUUAACCUUUUCUAAAAAAGGAUCCCAUCUCAAAUAUGCACUGACGAUGUCACGAUGAGGAAAUGUAUUUGGACUUCAGUCACAAGUUGUAUCUCCAACUUUAUGUUUUCAGCUCCCAUUCCCCUCAGCUGUCAGUGACAAUUAAGCCCCCCAUGCACACAGGGUCAUGGUCACAAUGCACCACACAUCAAUAUAACUUCGAAGGACGUACACAAAGCGGGAUUUCAGAGCGGUGCUGUCAGUGGCCUGUGUGCAAUCACUGAUGCCGUGCAAACGUGGAGUGAAUUACAGCCCGCGCUCGCCAUUAAAACCAGCAGACAAAGCGCAUUUACUUUCAUUAGACCCAUUCUUCACCUUUACAGCGUUCCACCCGUCUUCGCCUGUUAAGUCUUAUCGCGGAGAUGGCGAGCAAGGGAAAGUCUGAAUUAUCAAAAUUCCCACAUAAACAUAUAACAGUAAUACGAGAAGCAGUUACUUUCCUUUCGGCACCAGACAUAUUAAUCAGUUUAUAUCAGUAAAUAUAUACAUAUUUUAAAAAAGGCUCAUGGUUAAAAAUGCAACAUGGAACCCAUGAAGAUUAUUUCAGUAAAUAUUGUUGUGCAAUCACAAACUUCAUGGGAAAUAUGGUGUUGUGACAAAACAUGAGCUGAUUAGUAACAGUCCUCAUGUUAAUACCACAAUCAUUUUCAGUCGAUUAGCAACUCUCACUUUUUGCCCCCCCCCCAAAAAAAAACAACAUUAACAAUAGCAAUGGAAUUGAAAAACUUUUAUUUUAUUUUAUCCAGUUACAACUUUGGUGUGAAACUGUUGAGUUUGUGUACUGGGUUUGGCCUGCGGUGGAUUUUGGACACAUAUUUUGUCAUACCAUCCCAUGCAACUGAUUAAAACAAUGCUUAAAUGUUUUAUGUCCUAGCAUGAAUUGUGUUUGAUGAACAUAACGACACGUGUACACGCUUAAAAUCUGAGACCAUAUUGGCAUUGGUUGGUUUUACAAUACUUUUGAAUGUAUUCAGGGAGCACGCCCACCUCAGGUAGCGCAAUUAACAACUUACGGUCAGGUGCUCGUAAAAAUGAUUCAUUCAAUUAAAUGUCUGACAAACUUGAGCAUUAAGAUAAAGGCAUACAUUUGCAACUCUCUUUUCUGAAUUGACUUUUAUCUACCGUUUCACACAAGCGAAAGUCGGCAAUGUAAUUUAAAUGAUAUCACCGUACCCGUAUUUUGACAGCUGCAGAAGACACCGUUCUUGUCGCGUGUCGUGACGUCAUCGACCCCGUCGACUGAUGAUGAUCGCACAACAGUUGAAGCCGAGUGCCGGGUCACAGCGGAAUAUUUCAACUGGCGAUUGGAUCCUCUUCAAUUUUUUUUAUUAUUGUAUGCAAAUAACAAUGUAGCUUGUGCGUAUAAAAAUGUAGCUUACUCAACGAACUUUGAAAGCGUCAUAUUUUUGUAGGCAUGUACAAUUUUGUGAUUUUUGGAAGACGACUAUUUCUAUAUUAUUAUUCUUAUUUUUUUUUAGUACUUAAGGAUAUGGUGGAGUUUCCUGGACAUGGACAGUAAGUAUUUAAUAUCCUCCUGACAUUGUGUUUAUAUUCUAUCAUAAAACCACACAAUUGGCCGUCUCUCCCCGUUUGUUGUGCUCGCUACCACAGCAACAUGCGGUCGCCAUGGAGACGCGGCACCGCGGGACUCCUCGUUCGCUCGGUGUCCUCCGUUCCACCAUAAAACCAACCAUUCUCCCUUAAGCAAACCAUGUUAGAAACGUAAAUAUAAACGGGAGUUUAAUCAUGAAGACAAAACGGAGCUAAUUCAUGAGCUGAGCCGAGGUCACGUCGGCCAAAUGGGCUCCACGGAGAGGAAAUACGAGCUGUGCGGGCCUUUUCUGCCGAGAAGGCACCCCUCGUUGAAGACGAGUGCAGAGAUAGUGGGGGAAGCAAGAAGGAUUCUCCGAGCUCAGUCCACCCAGCGACCUCACACUCCAACAGAUGCACACAGGCAGUUGUUUGCAAGAAGCUCUGUCCGUGCAGACCACGGCAGCAGACCUUCCUCCACCUUCAGUCUUCACGCAACGAAUUUUGACGUCGGAGACUCCAGGCCGAGUUCAGGGGCUCGCCUAUCUCCAUUGGAACAUAAGACAAAGAUUCAAUUUCUCGGCAACGAUGACAUUUGCAAGUCAUCUCCCAAACCUCCCGCCGACCCGCUGGAGACGAGGAGGCCGUUGGUGCGAACGCGGGCGCGUCUCUUAAGGGCGACACCUCUCACGACGUUGCCUCCUUUAGCGGCGCACGCAGAUGCGUCGCAAGAAAGAUUACAUCAAGACCCGGCGAAAAAGCUGCCAGCGGCCCAAGCUUUUGUCUCUGGAGACCACAAGGAGGCCUUCGGCGCGCCUUAUUUCUGUGCGCCGCGCAGAAGUCAGACGGAAAGCCGACUAUCGCAGUCCAGUGUUGACGCCGGAAUCGGAAGCGACGAGGUCAGAGCAGGACAGAGAACAGAUUUGGGCGGGAGUGGAAAGAAUAACACAAGCACAGGUGCAGACUCGCGGUGGGAUACGAUAGCGCCUCUUCUCCAGCAGCUAAAGGCUGCGGCGGCUGCGGGUGACAGCUGCGAGGCCUCACUGGAGCAUCUAUGUGACUUGUGCGUUGCUCUCUACGACGCCCUGGAGGAGGCGGCCAUGUUGGGCCCACACCGCUGUAAGAGGCGCUCCAGUAUACUGAGAACGAUCUUCCAACUCAUCGACCUCAACUCCCCGCGCCUCCACAUGCAUGUCGCCGAGCUGUGUCUCGCCUUACAUGUCGGCGGGACCAACCUGCUCAACAUAUGCAAGCUUAUCUUCCAGGUCAGUCGCAGUGAAGCCAACGACGCCCUCUUCCAGAAUAACUCAGUCCUAGACUCGCUGCUCGAGCUGCUGCUGCGCGAGGAUGCGACGACGUGCGGCGAAGCGCUAUUUUACGGCGCCGGCACGCUGAAAUUUCUGUCGGGAAACGCCGCCGUCGUCCACCUCCUGAUGGAAAAAAACUUCAUCAGCACAGCUCAUAAUUUCAUCCGGAAGCUAUGCAGGGUGGAUGACCCUCACGUGACGAUCGCCGGACACAUCCUCGUACAGCUGACUGCCACCCUGAGAAAUCUGGCCGACCACACCGAGGCCCGUCCCUUCUUCGUCUCCCACUCCCUGAUGUCGGAUCUCUGCUUGGUUCUGCAGCGCUAUCAUCAGGACCAAGACGUGUGCACAAACGUUUCUAGAAUCUACAGUAAACUCUCCUCGUACGCGGAGUGCUGCCUCGCUCUGGCGCAGACCCCCGACUGCUACCAACUAUUUUUAGAACACUUGAGCAAACACCACCAAAAACCGGACCUGGUCGUGCGUCUCCUCUUCACGCUGGGCAACCUGACGGCCAAGAACAACGAGGCGCGCCAGCAGCUCUUCCGCUGCGAGGCGUCCGUGGACGCCCUCCUGCGGCUGUACGACGACUACCAGCUGAGGGAGGAGGAGCCGCCGCCGCCGCCGUCGCCUACGGCCAGCCGCCGGGAGGCCGAGGACGUGUUGGUGAAGCUGGUCCGGGUGCUGGCCAACAUGUGCAUCCAUGAGGACGUGGGCGCCGCACUGGCCAGCAACACCACAUGCGUCCAGCUGCUGAUGGAGACACUGGGUGAGAAAUCGGAGGUAGUAUCGAUGUUCGUCAGCACCUCACACUGUUACUGUGCAUGCGUGCGCACGUGUUGUCGCAGAGCUGAGGUCGGUGGAGGAGAGCGAGGAGCUCACGGUGAACGUGGCAGCCGCCAUCAACAACCUGACGUUCUACCGCAAGGAAAGCGCGAUGCUCAGACGCAGCCAGCUGGCCAUCGCCCAGUUGAUGCUGAAGUUGGUGCUCAGCUCCAACAUGGCCGCCAUGCUGGAGGCCACGCGCGUCUACGGGAACUUGUCGCAGUCCAAAGAUGUGCGGGACUUUAUAAUGCAGAACAAAGGUUCGUGGUGACACUGUUGGACUCCAAGAACCCGGACGUGUGCUUCUCGGCCUGUGGGGUUCUCACCAACCUGGCGCUGGACCCUUCCAACAGAGCCAGUCUCUUCCUUGAAGGGGCUGCAACCAAGCUGACAGACUGCCUGAGAGACCUGGGAGCAGGUGACUGGCAGCUGUCGGCUCAACUAUGUCAGGCCUUGUGGAACAUGAGCAGCGGAGGCGGACCUGAGAAGCCGGUGGAGGCGCAGGACAGCGAGUCGCUACUCGAGAUCCUCACAUCCUAUUUGGAUGAAGAAGAGGUCGUCAAGUGGAUGGAAGACGAGGACUACCACAGGGCAUUAUGGGAGUUGGAGUUCCGACCCGUUGCCCAGAAACUCUAUCAAAGCUGGUCAAUGAAAAUUGAUUAAUAUCGAUCAUAGCAUAUGUACUGUACUUAUAUAUUUGCAAAUGUUUUUGUUGUGCAAGUGACUUUUUUAAAUCCCAUCAUCAUGUGACUUAUAUGAAAGCACUUUAAAGUCCAUCCUCACAUAUCUUUACAACACUUUUUUUUUUUUUUGCACAUUGAUAUCACUUUGGUUUUGUGAGCACGCGUGCGUGUGUUUGAUGACCUGCCUCAAUCUCCUUCGGUAAACAACAUUAAUGUGUAAACAAAUAAAAAAAAAAAAAAAGCACAGACGAAGCGAGCGCCGCUGUUGCCUCUCGAAGCCUUUAUUAUUAUCAUCAUCAUCAUCAGUAUUCAAUUUACAGACACGGGGGGCCAGGCAGUGCUUACAAGUUGCCCAACCACAACAGCAUUUUCAAAGUCACAUGGUUGUUACAUCAACACAAAUAAGGAACAGCACUUCAUGUAUCAUGAUUGAAGGA